AUGCCUGCGCGGGAUAAACGGAAGCCGCGAAUUCGACUUUCGUGCACAUUUUGCCGUGAGAAAAAGCUGAAAUGUAACCGGCAGCAUCCGUGCGACAGCUGCGUCAGACGUGGUCUCGGAGUGUUUUGUGAUUAUAUCUCGGAGAAUCGAUCUGCGAGCCAUGUUCAGCAGCGGUGGCCUUCUAUAGCAGUUCAACCGGCUGUUGUUCAAGAACAAAACAGAGAAGCAGAACAUGCAUCGCCAUCAGCGUCUCUACCGGGGAAGAUUAUCCCCAGUCAGGAUGGGACUCGAUAUAUCAAUUCUGCUCACUGGCAGGCUAUUCUUGAUGAUAUCAACAUGGUGGAAAGAAUCACCAACGACAAAGAACCGCGCGAUGAACGACGGCCAGAUGGUCCGUUGCUGCUGUUUGGCUUGACUCUGCCUGUAUCCAAAGUGCAGUUGUUGGCCGGUCUUCCUCCUCGUCCAGUUAUGAAUCGACUUUUAUCUAGAUUCUUUAAUUCGAGGGAAUCUCCACUGGUGAUGUUCCAUCCUCCUACAUUCGAAAAAGAGUACAUCCAUUUCCUAUCCAACCCCGAAGCAGUCAACAUGGCCUGGCUGGCUGUCCUCUUCGGCGUCCUCUGCUGCAGUUCCAGAUUCCAAACGGGAGGUGCCGAUGAUUCGUCUCUCUUCGACAAUUGUCUCUUCCAUACAGCGCAAUGCCUCGCCAUGGCCAACUACACCACCCCCGGUCGAUACAAAGUCGAAGCGAUGAUCAUGUACUUGGGACUCGAGUAUCUCAAAGCCAGUGACGCUCAGGUCGGUGUGUCCGUAUUGACUAGCAUUCUCACUCGACUGGCUGUACAUAUGGGCUAUCAUCGCGACUCGAAACACUAUCCACGUAUCUCCAUCUUUGACGGUGAGAUGCGCCGCCGGGUUUAUCUAUAUCUGGUCAUGCUGGAUUCUGCUCUUUCCUCGCAGGCUGGGGUUCCACAGACCGUCCCUAAAUCGCAGAGUGACACUGAGCUUCCUAGGAAUCUCCUAGACGAAGAUCUCCAUCCUGACAUGACGGUCCUCCCACCAUCGAGACCGGAAACAGACCUCACGCCUGUCGCUUUUAUGCUCAUCAAAAAAAGACUGUUGAACAUCGCUACCGAAAUCGCAGAUAUCGCAUCCUCCGUCGACGGCCGAUCUUACGAUCAAGUCCUAUAUCUAGAUCAGCGCCUUCAAGAAUUCUAUCAUAACAUCCCGCCCCUCCUGCGCAUGCGCUCGUCAGUAACAUCCAUCAUCGACCCCCCAGACGUCAUCCUCCAUCGCUACGAACACGCUCUCAGCUUCCAACGAGAACGAUGCAUGCUCCACCGCCGCUAUCUAUCUCAAUCCCGCCACGACGCACAAUACGCCUACUCCCGCUGGGCCUGUCUAGACGCAGCGCAGAUGAUCCUCCGCUACCAAGUCGAUCUGCACGGCGAAUCGGCACUCGGCGAACAAGUCCGAUCAUCGGGUGCGAUCUUCUUCAGCUCACUCACCACGGGCAAGUAUCUGACUGCAGCGAUGAUUAUCUGUCUUGAGCUUUCAUUUCGGGCGGUGGAGGACCAUGCCGCUGUCCAGGCAGAAGAUCAGCAUAUCUUGAGAGAGAAUCUGGUACAGUCAUUGCAGACAUCGCAUGGGAUUUGGAUGGCGUCGCGGGGACGGUCUGAGGAAGCUCGGAAAGCGGCGGAGACGACGGGGUUCAUGCUUGGGUUGACGAGGUUUCGGGCUGAGGUGCAGACAGAGGAUGUGAUUCCAGCAUCUGGGAUGGUUGGCCAGGCGGAUGCCUAUCCGAUGGGGAAUCCGGUGGAGCUGAUUCCGUCGCUGGAGUUGUUGCAGGGCAUGUUGAAUGAUCCGUCGCGGUUUGAUUGGUGCCUGUGGGAUACUACGUUUUGAUACAUCCAUCUGCAUCAUGGUGAGGGAACUCG
Molecule: messenger RNA, 1934 nt
Organism: Aspergillus wentii DTO 134E9
Lineage: Eukaryota; Fungi; Ascomycota; Eurotiomycetes; Eurotiales; Aspergillaceae
Product: Zn(II)2Cys6 transcription factor
Exons: 6
Coding region: 1-1902 (633 amino acids)
Biological process (GO): regulation of DNA-templated transcription; DNA-templated transcription
Cellular component (GO): nucleus
Molecular function (GO): DNA binding; DNA-binding transcription factor activity, RNA polymerase II-specific; zinc ion binding
Source: RefSeq, a predicted model, not a curated record